UGGUAAAAGCAAAGUGCUUUGUUUGGUUUCUGUGUCAGACAGCGGACAGAAUGUUAAAGCCUUGAUGUUCCUCAAACGAAGCACGAUCCAGCAAUUGAAGAUGCUGCAGGGUGGAGAGCUGGGAAUCCUGGACUGUUCUUGGCUCUGCCAUUCAGGCAAUCCUGGACUGUUCUUGGCUCUGCCAUUCAGGCACUGCAUGACCUGGAGGGAGGCUUCCCGUGCUUGCAAGUAGCCUCAGCCGUGGAGAUAGGAACCUCACCCAGCAUCCCAGCUCCCUCUGACUUCUUGGGGUUGCAGCUGCUCUGUGGCACAGGUAACAGCCUGGCGGCUCAUCUGCAAGCACUGGCAGCUCUGAUCCCACGCUGGGAGGACACGCGUGGGUGCUGGGCAUAGAGCUGCUUUUUGCAAGUAUCUGAAUACUCGCCCAUGCUUGCUUUCUGUGGCACUUAAGGCCUACAAAACCUGGCUUUGCUGCUUUUCUUUCUGUAUUAGAGUUGAGCAUUAAUUAAAUUGCUAUUAAAUGCCCUGAGGAUGUAAGCUAGAGACUUUCAUUUUAAAUGCAAAGCAUCUCACAGCUGGAGGAUUUUGUUUUCUCUAUAUGGCUGUGAGCAUAUUUCUUGCCCAGGAAUUCACCUGACUCUCUUGGUCAUGCUUUAGCUUCGAUCAUGCACCCUGCUUAGUACCUUCUGGUGUAUCUUUGAGGUCUGAGGAGCAGCGGAAGAGGAGGUAAUGGAGGAAGUUGCACAUCUCUGAAGCUUCCUUAAGAGAAGGGUAUGCUUUUGCUCACAGAGAGAAGAGUCACUCCCUUCACAGCUGGGUGGGUGCUGGAGGCUGAGGUCAUCCGCAGGGAGGUCUGGGAGAAGAACCUACGGCGCAUAGAGCAGCACAACUGGGAAGAGUCACAGGGGCAGCAUACGUUCCGCCUGGGCAUGAACCAUUACGGGGACCUGAUGGAUGAGGAGUUCAACCAACUCCUGAAUGGCUUCACCCCAGUGCAGCAUGAGGAGCCAGCACUGACCUUCCAGGCAUCGGCAGCUCAGAAGACCCCAGCAGAAGUAGACUGGAGGGUGAGAGGCUACGUGACACCCGUAAAGAACCAGGGGCACUGUGGAUCAUGCUGGGCAUUCAGUGCCACAGGGGCCCUGGAGGGACUUGUCUUUAAUUGGACGGGGAAGCUGGCAGUGCUGAGUGAGCAGAACCUCAUCGACUGCUCCUGGAAGCUGGGCAACAACGGUUGCCAAGGUGGCUACAUGACCCGUGCCUUCCAGUAUGUGCAUGACAGUGGUGGCAUGAACUCCGAGCACGUCUACCCCUACGAGGCCACAGACACCUCUAGCUGCCGAUACAACCCUGGGGACAGGGCGGCCAACUGCUCCACAGUCUGGCUGGUGGCCCAGGGCAGUGAGGCAGCGCUGGAGCAGGCAGUGGCAACUGUGGGCCCUGUGUCUGUGGCAGUGGAUGCCAGCAGCUUCUUCUUUCACUUCUACAAAUCAGGCAUCUUCAGCAGUAUGUUUUGCAGCCAGAAGGUGAACCAUGGGAUGUUGGCUGUGGGCUAUGGUACCAGCCAGGAGGGCAAGAAGAAUGUGAGCUACUGGAUCUUAAAGAAUAGCUGGUCAGAGGUGUGGGGUGAGCAGGGCUACAUCCGCCUGCUGAAGGGAGCCAAAAACCACUGUGGGGUGGCCAACCAGGCCAGCUUUCCUCUGCUGUGAGAUCCUGGACUGGAAGGAAGAUGGCACUCACUGGGAUUGCUCCCCUGCCUUGCUGUGAGGAUAGGGAUGCUUCCUUCAGGAAGGGGCUUUUGUCUGUGUGAGAAACAAUUAAAAAUGGCAUAGCUAAUCACUCUGUGCCUGCUAAGGGGGGCUAAGGCAUGGCUAAUGUAGCAGGUUCUUUUUUUUCUUUUCUUGGUUGGUGAAAGGAGCUUUCUCUGCCCCUUUCAUAGAACCACAGAAUGGUUUGUGUUGAAAGGGACCUCUAAAGCCCAUCUUGUCCCGCUCUGCAAAGAACAGGGAUGCCUACAGCCCAAUCAGGUGCUUUUCCUUCCAUCUGAAUCUCAAAUGCCAGAGCUCUGAGAUUUUUGGCCACAACUGCAGCUCUCUAACUCAAACAUUAUCCCUCCUAGCCUAGCUCUUUAUAAAGUAACUCCUUAUCAAAGCAAACCUGCAGCACACAUGGAAAAAAAAACCCUUAACUUCCUUCACCUUCUGCUGCUUAUUUCUGUGUCUAUCAAAUACUGUGGGGAUUCGCUCUCUCUGAGAGCAAACACAAGGCCAUAAAAAGGGGAACACAGCCCUGAAAUGGCCAGCCCGCGGGAUGGCUCCAGGGGCGCUGUCCAUGUAGACGCCGUCACUUUGUCCCGUAUCCUAAUGGCUCUUUGUCCCAGUCGUGAAGAGUCCUCGCAGUCCCUGCCCUCACUCCGCUACGUCCCAACCCAGGCUCCC
Molecule: messenger RNA, 2438 nt
Organism: Lagopus muta (rock ptarmigan)
Lineage: Eukaryota; Metazoa; Chordata; Aves; Galliformes; Phasianidae
Product: procathepsin L-like
Exons: 7
Coding region: 774-1709 (311 amino acids)
Biological process (GO): immune response
Cellular component (GO): lysosome
Molecular function (GO): cysteine-type endopeptidase activity
Source: RefSeq, a predicted model, not a curated record